GCCCUCCUGGGCAACGGCCUCAUCAUCAGCGCCAUAGCCUGCGGCCACCACCUGCACACGCCCAUGUUCUUCUUCGUGCUCAACCUGGCCCUCAGUGACCUGGGCUCCAUCUACACCACUGUCCCCAAAGCCAUGCACAAUUCCCUCUGGGACAUCAGGAACAUCUCCUACACUGGAUGUGCUGCUCAGCUAUUUCUACUCAUCUUCUUCCUUGGAUCAGAGUAUUCCCUCCUGACCAUCAUGUGCUACGACCGCUAUGUCCUCAGGGAAUUUGGGCUCCUUGUGUUUUCCGUCUCUUUACUAUUUGGAUGUUUUGUGUUCAUUGUUUUCUCCUAUGUGCAGAUCUUCAGGGCUGUGCUGAGGAUCCCCUCUAAGCAGGGACAGCACAAAGCCUUCUCCACCUGCCUUCCUCACCUGGCUGCGGUCUCCUUGUUCCUCAGCACUGUCAUGCUUGCCUACCUGAAGCCCCCCUCUAUGUCCUCCCCAUCCCUGGAUCUGGCCCUGUCAGUUCUGUACUCGGUGGUGCCCCCAGCCCUGAACCCCCUCAUCUACAGCCUGAGGAACCAGGAGCUCAAGGCUGCAGUAUGGAGACUGAUGACUGGAUGA
This is a messenger RNA of Zonotrichia leucophrys gambelii, 606 nucleotides long. RefSeq names its product olfactory receptor 14A16-like. The transcript is spliced from 2 exons. Gene Ontology annotation, biological process: G protein-coupled receptor signaling pathway. Gene Ontology annotation, cellular component: membrane. The annotation marks the transcript as partial. Gene Ontology annotation, molecular function: G protein-coupled receptor activity; odorant binding; olfactory receptor activity. Lineage: Eukaryota; Metazoa; Chordata; Aves; Passeriformes; Passerellidae. The record is from RefSeq and is a predicted model, not a curated record.